AUGCUUAAAAAUGAAAUUUAUACAAUUUGUAUUAUUAGGCAAUUACACACAAAUUUUAAACCAGGUUUUAGUUAUGAAGUAGAUGAAAUGUGUAAGUUUUCAGGUCCUUUAGUAAUAGAGUUUGAUAAUUCUAAUAUUAUAAAAGAAUUACUUCAUGAUGUAGUAUUUCAACCAUUUACAUUUAUUAUAGAUAAGCUUACAGUUUUUGUUCCAAAGAUGGGUACAGAAUGGAAUAAUGAAUGGAAUAGAGUAAGUAAAGAAUUUAUUUCAACUUUUUCAUCAAAAUUUAGAAGUAAUGAAUAUAUAGCAAGAUAUGAAGGGAGUAAAUUGACAGAAGUUUGGAAAAAAGUGGGUGUGAUGAAGAAAAUUGAUGGAAAG
Molecule: messenger RNA, 378 nt
Organism: Funneliformis geosporum
Lineage: Eukaryota; Fungi; Glomeromycota; Glomeromycetes; Glomerales; Glomeraceae
Source: the annotation of a GenBank genome assembly